Schizophyllum commune H4-8 is the source of this 3723-nucleotide messenger RNA. RefSeq lists its product as uncharacterized. Bases 1 to 3723 code for a protein of 1240 amino acids. The record is from RefSeq and is a predicted model, not a curated record. Gene Ontology annotation, cellular component: SHREC complex; rDNA heterochromatin. Gene Ontology annotation, biological process: silent mating-type cassette heterochromatin formation. NCBI's taxonomy places the organism in Eukaryota, Fungi, Basidiomycota, Agaricomycetes, Agaricales, Schizophyllaceae. The transcript has 12 exons.
AUGUCGCACGCAAAGUCCGGCAAGGGCAGAAAGUCAGCAAAAUUCACUACCAUACCCCCCAAUCCAGUGUAUCUGGACUUCAAGAGCAGCGAUGGAGACUCGCGGCGCUGGCCUUCCCAAAACCACCAACACAGAACGGUAGAUCACUUGAACCAAAUCAACUGGUACCGCUACAUUGGGCCCGACGAGCCAGAAGCAAUACGCUGGCGCGUCGAGGUUGGUACAGGCGCUGCUGCAGUAUUACAAUUACCUCCGGGCCAGAACUAUGUUCUCCGAGGCUGGCCUAACGAGUAUGCAUUCUACUGCCACGAAAAGGGCAAAGCGGAGAGCCCUCGCCGUGACCAUUAUUUGAUUGGAAGCAGGAUGCGCUUUCGGUCCACGAAAGAAUUCAUCGAGCAUGCCGCAUGGCUCAUUGACGGCGCUGUCAACUCUUGCAAGUGCAAGAAUUGCUCAGGACGCCCGCAAACAGAGGUCUCUCGGGAUCUUGCCGCUAAUGGAAUAAAGACAAGGGCAUCACCGUCGAAGGCUCCGUCUGCUGGACCCAGCACGAAAAGGUCGCCUUCCAAAACCUCUGCCAGACCGUCGACGAGCAAAGUGCGCACGUCGAUGCCACCACCGCCGCCUCCGAUGCCUCUGCAGCCAUCGCCUGUAGAGUCGCCGCCGUCGCCGCCUCCAGCGCCCGCGUUGCCAUCACAGCCCACUACAGAACCUCCGCCACCGCAGAUAGCUCUACUAUGCGAAGAGCCUGCUCCUAUCUCGAGCGACCUCAUACACACACAACGAGCGAUCGAGCUGAAUGAAGCUCUCGUGCCGGACCCCACCAAGAUGUGCCGCUGGUACAGAUUGGGUGAGGUCGUAUGGGCUCAAUUGGAUCCGCCACUCUCUGGGGAGGGUCCACCUAUCAACUUCUGGCCCUGUGUCGUCACGAGCACCGCGGCCGAGAUACCCUGUAGCGACACGCUAGGAUACCAGGUCCGCUGCAUCGUCGUCGACCAUGCACGCGAAAUAUUCCCUGGGAAUCGGCUGUUACCUUACCUCGCUUUCUCGCCGUCUGCUCUCGUCGAUUGGGCCUUGGAGCAGACACCAGCAGACCUCGACUUCCCACAUAGCGAAUUGGAGAACUUCCAGCCGUUCGCGCCGUGCGAGAAUUACAAGCUUGCAGUAUCGGCCUGUGUACAUGCCAUACAGGUCGGAGCGCAGCUUGCAGAUUUUUGGGCCCCAGAUAUGGUUACGAUUCCGACGCCGCCUCCACUCCAUACGCCGAGCCCACCGCUGGGUCUACCCAACCCCUCACCGUCACCCGCGCCUACGCAGCCACCUGUCAACUCAGCCCAUUUACUCUCAGCUAUGACCCGCUGUCAGGGUAUAUGGUGGGGCCCCGAGCGCAUAUGGGCCGGCGACCUGGUACGUCUUCGCCUCCCUCGCAGCGGCCUCGCGCCCCAAGGCGUCGACCAUGUCCUCCCGCCCUCUCCCUUGGGCAAGGCCGGGCUCGACUACCUCGCCAAACUGGGCCUCACACCCGACACCGCCCCCGGACCCCUCGGCGUCCUCACCCGCGCAACAUUCCUCCGCAUCGCGCGCAUCGGGCCGCCCACCGCGACCGAGUGCUGCGCCGCGGGCGUGCUCUACGAGCUCGCCGACGAGGACGUCGGGCCUGGGGUGUGGGACGACGUGCCGGAUGCACCCCUGCCCAAGGAGCCCACCGGCUUCCGAUGGCGCAGGAUCACGGAGCCCGGGUUCGUCGCGUCGGUGCCGCUGCCUCUGCUCGCGGGGCGGUACUACGCGCGGAUGCUGAAGCACCCACUGCUGGACCAUGUCAUGGCGACGCCGCAGGAGCUGACGGCGGAGAACCCGGUGGUGUCGCUGGAGGGGCUGAUGCCUGCGGGGAACAUCGAGACGGACCAGUUCCAGCCGGAUCGCGGAUUGCAGCUGGCGAGGGCGAAGGAGGAGGCGUUCGCCAUGCUACGGACAUACUUCGAAGGGGGCGAUGCGGAUGCGGAGGGCGAGGACGAUAACGAGGUCGACCAGCUCGCGGAGGAGUCAGCUCUAGCUAUGACGAACGGUAGCACCUCAUCGGAGGUGUACUGCAGCGUCGACGGCUGCACACUCCCAAUAGACGUCGUCUUCAAGUCUUCAGACGGCGAGCUCCUGGGCGCGCAUAGCCGGAACCUGGAAAUGUACGGCGAAGGAUUUCCGGCAGCGCCUAACGGUGUCGCCGAUCCUGAAGCCGCCUUGCUCACCGAGCCUGCGAAGACGCUGAAAACUCUUUUGGCGUUUAUGCACCUUGUUCCCCAACCCAGGAUCCGUAACCUGUCGUGCAAGUCUGUCCUGGAGAUUGCCGAAGCUGCGGAGAAGUACGGCGUGCACUCGGCAACGCAGGUUUGUGCCAUAGUGCUCGAGUCGAAGGGGAAGCAGUGCCCCUCGGAUGUUCUGAGGUUCGCAUUGCGACACGGCUACAAGGAACUCGCAAAUACUGUCGCGCCGUAUACGCUGGAGUUCUCCGUUGCGGAGAUGAAGGUCAUGUACAAGGACGACGACUACGCGCUGAUGAAAUGGCUCCUUUACUGCUCCCGCUGGGAAGACCUUACGCGCAGAGCGGCAAAGCCGACCCACUGGCGCGUACAUCGCGGCGGCAAGCUGCAUUGCGACGACUGGCAGGACUUCUGGAUCCCUGUCCUCGGUGACCUGAUAUCGCACGGGAAGAACGCGAUAUACGGUGGGCAGCUCCAGAGCAUCGUCGACAGUCACCUGUACCAGCUGGACGACUGCGAUUACUGCUGCCCCGACGUGCGGUUCUGGGUUAAUACCUAUGAGAAGGAGGCGCAGAAGUUGGUGGAAGAGGGCAUCAUAUACCAUGACCGCCAGCGUACGAUCCUCAUGGAGACUGCAUGUCCGCCGCUUCUCGCUCCUCCGAUGUCUUCCUCAUCUACCUGUAGCCAAGCGCCAGCUCCUGAGUGCAGUGUGAAAGACUGUACGCUCCCCGUGGACGUGAUCCUCAAGUCUUCAGACGGAAAAUUCCUGGGCGCACAUGCGUGCAACCUGGCCACGUAUGGGGAGGCAUUCCCUUGCGUAGACGGCACCGUCGUCGCAAGCGAACCAGUGGCUCUCACGGAGAACAAAGCGACCCUCAAGACGCUCCUCGCCUUCAUGCAUCUGGCCCCGCAGCCAAAAAUCCGCAAUGUACCCUGCACUGAGGUCCUAGCGCUCGCCGAAGCGGCGGAAAAAUAUGGCGUGCACUCAGCCACACAGGUCUGCGCUAUCGUGUUGGAGUCGAAGGUGGCCUCGCAGCCGAUCAGUAUUCUCAGGUUUUCCCUCAAGCAUGGGUAUAGAGAACUCGCGAAUGCCGCCGCACCCCACACGCUUGCGCACUCGACCGACGAGAUGAUGGAUCACUACAAAGAAAACGACUAUGCGCUCAUGAAAUGGCUCCUCUAUUGCGCCCGCUGGGAAGAGUUGACGCGCAACGCAUCGAAGAAGAACUCUUGGCGUAUCCAUCGGGGUGGAUCUGCACACUGCGAAUAUUGGGGAGGUUUCUGGGCUGCGGUGCUAGGUGAUCUCUUACUGUGGGGCAAGGGUGCGAUCUAUGGAGGAAAGCUGCGCACCCUUGUCGAACCCCGCCUUGAUAUGCUGCAUGGUUGUGAAUACUGCACGCCGGAUGUGAAGUACUGGAUCACCUUUUGGGAGAAGGAGGCCGAAGACCUGGCUGCCAAGGGAAUUAUGUAG